Babesia microti strain RI is the source of this 3189-nucleotide messenger RNA. RefSeq lists its product as hypothetical. The transcript has a single exon. Lineage: Eukaryota; Apicomplexa; Aconoidasida; Piroplasmida; Babesiidae. The record is from RefSeq and is a predicted model, not a curated record. Bases 1 to 3189 code for a protein of 1062 amino acids.
AUGAAAGCAGUCCGUAAUAAUAGAGGUCUUUAUUUUGUUUGUACUUUUAUAUUUAUAUAUAUAAAUUCUAUAGCAUUUGAUAUUCAAUCAAAGGACGCUUCAUCUUCAGGAGAAUUUCAAGAAUCUGAUGAAUAUGAAAUCAACGAUAAUGAAUGUGUAGCUAGUGUUUCUUCUCAAAAUCUAGAAUCCAAUCGGUUUCAUCUGUCGGAAUCAUCUGAUGGAAAUAUAUUUUUAGGGUCUAAAGUGUGCCUUGAUGGAGUAGACCCUGAUAUUACAACAAGCGAUAAUUCUGAUUUUUGCCUCCCUAAAAAAUCGGAAUUUAAUAUUAGAAAGAAUAAAUUGAGAUCUAAUAUUAAUGUUGAAACUCAAACUGUUGUAGGUGAUAAUGCUGAAACAUUGAAUCCCAAAGAAGAUAAAAAUACACAGACAUGUACUGGACACAUUAAAGAUUUGAAUUUGGCAAUCCUUAAGGAGCCAUUUGAAUUUGAUUCUUCUGAUGAAUUUAGGGAAGAUGGUUUGUUGUGUGAGCAGGAUGAUGAAUAUGAUCAUUGCCCUAAUAAUAUUUGGAAUGCGAGCUUCAAUAAAAUUGCCGAUUAUAUGUAUAAAUUAAAUGCUUGUGAAACAAUAAGUUUAAAUGAACCUAAUGGUGAAAUAUUUUUGACUGAUUUUGAAAAAUAUGAUAUAGUCAAAAAGCCUAUCGAAUACGUGGAUUUAUCUAAAUACAAUAUUUCGAAUGACGAAUUGAACAGAAUACAAAUUCCUUCUAAUAAUAUAAAUUUUGUGAUAUGUGACUUAAAUUCGUUGGAUACUAGUAAUUUCAAUUCGCAAUUGAAACGUACAUUGUCUGAUUUUUAUGGCUGGGUGGUUAUAAGACCAGCAAUCAAUAAUGGGGAAAACAUAAUCGGUGCUGUUAUAUUUGGAAAUGUUGGUAUUGCAAUUAAUGAAAAUAUAAAGUCUCGCAUAGUCUCCUUUACAAUACACGAAAGACAACAGAUUAUUAAAAUUGAGGAAUUUACAUGUAAAAGUAUCAGCAGAGUAAUUUAUUUUGAACAAUCCAAAGAAACCAUUGGGAAUAAAUAUUUUUCUAUGAGAAAAUAUCAUCCGUUAACAAUUGAUAAUUGGAAUCAAAUCAAUAGUUGUAUAUCAUUUUAUACACGUGAUGGUAUUACAUAUCACACUCUUGACUUUAACUCUCCAAAAAAAUACCAUAAUAUCUUUGAUGUUAAGAUUAAAGGUAAUGAAACUACUUACCUUCCUAAUUGCUUAAAGAAUAUACAUAUAAGUAAUGUUAUAUUUGGUAAUGUUAAAGUUUUAUAUGAAGCAGAUAAUAUAUACCGUUCAGUUAGAGUGAUUUACAAUGGAGUCAUUUAUUUUAUUGAAAUAUUUACCAUAGAUUCACUUGGCCGCAAGAAUCAUCUUUUAUAUAAAAGGAAGGAUUCUAUCAAAUUUGACAAUGUUUUUACUAAAGUAAAAUAUUCCAGGGAUGGCUCAAUAAUUUACCAUGAGUUAGAAACACUUAAAGAAGCAUACCUUGCACCUGUGAAUUUGAAUAUUCCCAAUAUGAUAUAUAAAGGUGAAAUGUGGGAUGCCGGGAAGGUAAUUAAUGUGUGUAUUUGCAAACAAAAUUAUAUUAAUGAUACAAUUUUAGCUGAAAAUCUGAUGUUUUGUGGAAAAUGCUGUGGCUGCAAAGUUGACAUAGAUAGUGUGAGUCACUCUGAUGAAGAUAUGAAUAAAUCAUCAUUUAUUCAGUUUAGUUACAAAAUUUACAAACAAUUUGGAUCUAUAUAUAUAUCCCUCAAUCCAAAAUUAAUAUAUACCCAUCGAUUAGGAAAAAUAAAAAUAGGCAAUGUAGUAUUCCCUUUAGGGUCAUUAGGGUUUGUCGUUUCAAUUAAAAUUUCAAAAUAUAACGAUAAUAAAGUUAUAAUUAAGUUUAUACUUUUAGAUGGAGGAAGGUACAAUUAUAUAGACUAUAUGAUACAGCCAGACGGUGAAUCAUUAGGACUCGUCACUAAAUACAAUGUGUGUGAUAUAAAGCCAAAAUGGUUGUCAGUAUGGGAUCCAAGUAAAUCCAAAAUACUUAUAGACUUAUACUUGGAUAAAAGUACAUAUGGAUUUAUUAAAUCUGAAUAUGGAUAUGAAAAGGAUGAGAUAUAUUAUUAUGAACAUGAUUUCAUUCUUAUUUCAAAUGUCUAUUGGAAGCAUAAAUUGCUAUCUGAUCCCACUGUUAAAGAUAGAAAAUUGAUUAAAAGAAAUGUCAGAGUAGUAUAUAUCUCAAAUGCACGGCUUGUUACAAUCUAUUCGUUAUAUUUGACGCGUACUCCUCAAAAAUAUUCUAAAAGGAUUAUAUUUGACACCUCUACAAAAUAUAAAUAUUGGAAUAUCGAUCAACAACAUUUUUUGCAAAAUUCAAACUAUACAUUUGAAAGAAUUAGCGAUGAAUAUGCUAGUUGUAAACUGAGAGAGAAUGAGAUCUUAAGAGGAGUUUUAUAUGCUGAUAUUGAUGAAAAUAGUGGAGGGUUUGAAGAUAUUUUUGAAAUAAUUGAAAAUCCAGGUUCUGUUUAUUAUAAAAUAAAAUCGGAAAUUUCACCAGAUGUUAAGAUUGGAAACGUAAAGAUAGGGAAAAUGAUCAUUAAACAAUCCGGCAUCCAUGAUAUCAUAGGGAUUUGGAUUCAAAAUAAAAUGACAUCUCCCUAUAAAUAUAAAACUAAAUGUUCUAAUAGGAAAAUUUCGAUUUUUAUUAAUGAUAGUUUUAAAGUAAUGGUUAUUGAAUAUGCGGAAAUUAGAAAGGACAAUGGAGAUGUAGAAUAUAUUAACCUUGGUCCAUUUCCACACAUAAAUGAUAAUAUUACGGACGUUAUAUCAUAUGCUUUGGGGAAAUAUUUGAGGCAGAUUAAGAGUUUACCUAUUGAAAAUAAGAGAGAAUUAGUUGCUAGUGAAAUGGAGUAUGAGUGUCUACUGUUGGUUAAAUUGGAAAUAACAAAAAAAUAUAAGAAUUUAACAGGGCAGUUGGAAAAUACGACUUUAUAUAAACUAAUCAGCGAAUUUAGUGAAUUGAUAUCUAAGGAAUUCAUUCACGAAAUAACUAAUUUAGACGAAAAUGAAUUUAAGAACGCUGAAACAAUGAGGUACAUUUACAAUGCAGAAGUUAACAUUAGAAAUAAGAAAGUGUUAUCUCUAACGAAUAUAUAG